Molecule: messenger RNA, 1654 nt
Organism: Cariama cristata (Red-legged seriema)
Lineage: Eukaryota; Metazoa; Chordata; Aves; Cariamiformes; Cariamidae
Gene: CDC20B
Product: cell division cycle 20B
Exons: 10
Biological process (GO): positive regulation of anaphase-promoting complex-dependent catabolic process; positive regulation of ubiquitin protein ligase activity; anaphase-promoting complex-dependent catabolic process
Cellular component (GO): anaphase-promoting complex
Molecular function (GO): anaphase-promoting complex binding; protein binding; ubiquitin ligase activator activity
Source: RefSeq, a predicted model, not a curated record
GUCCCAGAGUCAGAAAGGACCACGUACUCCAGGUUUAAGAGCUCCAUUAAGAGGAAGCUGGCGGCCAGAGCGCCAGUGGCCAGCAGCCCUAUUGUCACAAGAUGGCAGCAGCUGCACGCGAGAGGCGGUGUAGCAGAGCCGCGCAGGGAGCACUGCAUGGCCGAUCUUUGUGCCUCCGGAGGGACCCCGCUCAUCAGCACGCGAGGUCAGACAGGAUUGACACCUCAGGUGCCUAAGAAACUCUCCAGCACAAAAACUAUUGUGACUCUACUUAGCAGUCGUGCUGCAGCGAGUUUGGAAGGAAGGAAUAACAGGAGAGCUGAAAUGAAACAGAAACAGAAAUGUUCUUCUCAGCUUCCAGUGGUCCAGGAGGCUGGAUAUAGCAUUGCAGAAAGUGAUGACAUGAAGGUCUGUGAAAAUACCAAUUGCAUCUGGAAAGGAUGCGGAGAGGAGAUGCAGAAUGAGUUUAGAGCUGUUACCAUCAUGAAGCCUUCCAUACCUUUGGAGCCAGAAGUGAGGCUUCAUAUUACUGGCUUGCGCAAUGAUUACUAUCUAAACAUACUGGACUGGAGCCUUGAAAAUCUCAUUGCUGUUGCUGUAGGACCUGCUGCACACAUCUGGAAUGGAGGAACUCUUCAAGCCAUUGAAAGCAUUGAUUUGAAUUCCAGUUCCAAAUACAUUUCAUCUCUGUCUUGGAUAAAAGGAGGAACUUGCCUUGCAAUUGGCACCAGUGAUGGAGAAGUGCAACUGUGGGACAUUGAAACCAAAAAGAGGUUGAGAAAUAUGUUUGGUCACCUGUCUGUAGUUGGAGCUCUGAGCUGGAAUCAUUAUAUACUGAGCAGUGGUUCACGACUAGGAUCUAUUCAUCACCAUGAUGUUCGGGUUGCUCAGCACCAUGUUGGGACUCUUUGCCAAAACAAACAAAGUAUUUGUAGCCUGAAAUGGUCACUAACCAACCAGUUGCUGGCAAGUGGGUCUAGUGAUGGUAUAUUGAAUAUCUGGCCUGGUGACCCUGGUGUGAAAUUGCAGUCACAGCCACUGAAAACCAUACCUCAUUCCUCAGCAGUUAAGGCUAUGAACUGGUGUCCUUGGCAGUCCGAAGUCCUUGCUACAGGGGGUGGAAUGAAAGAUAGGAUUUUGCGUGUCUGGGACAUAAAUCGUGAGAAAAUUAUCCAAAGUGCAGCUACAGAUUCUCAGAUUUGUUCCUUGCUCUGGUUACCCAAAACCAGUGAACUGAUGACUGGACAAGGCCUUCCUGGAAAUCAGAUGAAAAUAUGGAAGUGUCCUAUGCUUAUCAAUUCAUCAGAACUCUAUGGUCACAAAGGGAGAGUCCUGCAUAUAGCCCUGAGCCCAGAUCAGAGCAGGCUCUUUUCUGUUGCAGCUGAUGGGCUAGCUUGUCUAUGGAAAUGCCAUGAGUCUGGGGAGAGCAAGCACAGCAGCAAGGCUUUUUCUAAUGGUUAUUUGAGCUCAUUCUUGUGACUUCUUUUCCUUGAAAGCAAGUGAUUAAAUGUAUGUAGACCAUUCAAUAAUUCAAAAUAUGUGUGUUCUUUCCAAUGGAAACAUGGCAAAAGAUAGUACAAUUUUUUGAAGAGAAAGCAAUUUUCCCCAUCAAUCCAUCAUGUGAAAUGUUAGUAGCUUGUCUUACUUACCCUAG